GUCGCUCCGCUUGGCUCGGUCACAGCCUUCCACGAGUUGUCUUCCGCCUCGGCGGGUCGGGCAGAGGGGCGCGCCGGGACAGGCGGCGCCGAGGGCAGCGCCCAGGCGGCCGGCCGUGCCGGGGGGCGGUGGAGCGGGCCGGAGCGCGGCGCGGUCGUGCAGCAGCGGAGCCGUGAGGAUGAGGGGCCCGAUCCCGUCGGUGCUCAGCUUGGCCGUGGCCCUGGGAGCGUUGCUGCCCGCGGCCGCUGCCCGCCGGAGCCAGGACCUGCACUGCGGAGCGUGCCGGGCGCUGGUGGACGAGCUGGAGUGGGAGAUCGCCCAGGUCGACCCCAGGAAAACCAUCCAGAUGGGCUCGUUCCGCAUCAACCCCGACGGCAGCCAGUCGGUCGUGGAGGUGCCCUACGCCCGCUCGGAGGCUCAUCUGACGGAGCUGCUGGAGCGGGUGUGCGAGAAGAUGAAGGAAUACGGGGAGAAAGUGGAUCCGGCCACGCACCGCAAGAGCUACGUGCGGGUGAUCUCCCACGACGGGACCAAGAUGGACCUUUCUGGGGUCAAAAUUGAUGGCGACGUGGCCUCCAGCCUGAAGUUCGCGUGCGAGAGCAUCGCCGAGGAGUACGAGGACGAGCUGAUCGAGUUCCUGUCGCACGAGGCCGACAACGUCAAGGACCGGCUGUGCAGCAAGCGGACGGACCUGUGCGACCACGCGCUCCACAUCCCGCACGACGAGCUGUGACGCGGAACGGCCGUGGCUGCCACCGGAGGAUGGUGACGACCCGGCGGCCUCACGGGACCAGGACGGUGCCAGGCUCUGUCCACAUGUCCCCUACCUCUUGCUCCGCCUUGUCCUGCUGUCCCCGCCGGGACGGGCAGACGUGCCGGGGAGGACGGUGGGUCCGGAGCUGGUGCAGCCGCCGCCUCCCCUGCCCGGUGCUCCGAGCCUAUUUAUUCACCGUCCAUCCGCGGUGUUGGGGACACCGGGACACCCGCCCUGCUCCCCAGGACAUUCCAGCGGCCGCGCUGCCACCCAGGGACCUUCCUGUGCCGCUGCCAAGGGACACGCGGGGGACACAGGGACAGGUUCAGGUGCGCGGGGCCGGUUUUGGGACCCCCUCCCUGGUUCAGGCAAUAAAGAGGCUGCGCGGCGGCUGAGCUGCGGGGCCGCCCAGGGCA
Molecule: messenger RNA, 1170 nt
Organism: Columba livia (rock pigeon)
Lineage: Eukaryota; Metazoa; Chordata; Aves; Columbiformes; Columbidae
Gene: CNPY2
Product: canopy FGF signaling regulator 2
Exons: 6
Coding region: 179-733 (184 amino acids)
Cellular component (GO): endoplasmic reticulum
Source: RefSeq, a predicted model, not a curated record